UCUAGCUGAUUGCAGUUCAGCUAACAAAAGUGCUCGUUUAUCGCAGCGAAUAAAAAUAUAAUUAGAAACAAAUAUUAUAUUUAACUUACUGACGUUAAAACGACUUAAGCGCCGUCGCUUUUGCUCGUUUUUUUGGUUAAAAAGCCUAAAGCCAGUGAAAAGCGCAAACUAGAAGAGGCGAGGCAACAUUUGAUGAAAGCAGAAAUUCGCAAAAAUCGAGCAGCGAGUGCGAGUGAAAAAGAAGAAGAAGACGUCGAAGGAGGAGAAGGCAAAAGCAGAAAACGACCAGCAGCAGCCACAAAGCAAAGCAAAGCACGAAAGGCUAACCCCCCAAAACAACAAAAAAACGUAAAAUCAAAAAAAUAAGUGCGUGAAUAUUUAGAAAAAUUAACGCCAGACCGCCAUUAAAGUGUGUUUUGUUAUUGUUGUCGUCGUAGUAAACGUUUUAUUUGUUUUUGCUUUCGAUAUAUAACGUUGUUGUGUUGAAUGCUGGCUCCGGGAAACGCGAAGAAGAUCGAUCGGCGACAAUUCCUCGAUUAAGCGAAGCGAGCAUAUUGUCGACAUCGUUGCUCCCGUUCCGUUCCUCGUCUCUCUGUCACACGCUCUUCGUCUCUUCGUUCCGUUCCCCAUUCGUUGUGCAUCGUGACGUCGUCGUCGUCACCAAGCAAUAUUCAGAUUGAGAGAUUCAGCCACCCAGCCAACAACAACAAGAAAAGGAGGAAGAAGAGGAAAAAUAGCAACAACACAGCAGCAGCCAAAGAAGAGACACAAAGCAAAUAAAAGAGCUAGACAGAGAAACAGCAACAGAAAGCAGAAAGCAAACAGCAAAACAAGAAUAAGAACAAGCAAAAAAAAAACACAUAAACGCAAACGCAGCAUACGCAUAUAAAUAAAAUUGAAAUCAGAAGAAAUAAGUGCAACCAAGUAGCAAAGAAAUAAAAGAAAGCGAGAGAAAUACUUUUGGUGCUGGCAAUUUGGCAAUUGGCUUGCGCCCAUCUUCUACAACUAUGAACAACAAUAGCAAGCGGAAAAGUCGACCUAGUGGAGGUGGCGGAGGAGGCGGCGGCGCCAGCGGCGGUAUCUCAAGAUACAACGCAAACGACAACAGUCUACGGCCAGCGAACAACAAGGCAGGCGGCGGAGGAGGUGGCAACGGCGGUAUCGGCGGCGGAGUCGGUGUCGGUCGCUCGUUGGCGGCGCAGGGCGUCUAUAACAACACCUUCUUCAUGCACUCGGCCACGGCGCUCGUGGGCAGCGUAGUCGAGGUUCGUCUGCGCUCGGGCAACACGUACGAGGGCGUGUUUCGCACAUUCUCGGGCAACUUUGACAUUGCACUGGAGCUGCCGGCGUGCAUCAAGCCCAAGAAUCAGUCCGAUGAGGGCAAAACGGUGCCCAAACACAUCAUAUUCCCCGCGGACACCGUGGUCACCAUCAUAGCCAAGGACUUUGAUUCGCAGUACGCCACAGCCGGUGCCUUUCAGACCGAUGGCGCCAUAUCCGACAAGUGCAAUGGCACACGGUUCGAUGAAAAGGAACUGGAGCCAUGGGACUCGGGCGCCAAUGGCGACAUUGACAUUGAGCUGGAUGGCGCCUCCAAUGGCUGGGAUGCCAACGAGAUGUUCCGCAAGAACGAGAAUCAAUUUGGUGUAACAUCAACUUUCGAUGACUCGCUCUCGUCGUACACGGUGCCUCUGGACAAGGGCGAUUCCCUGGAGUUCAAAGAGGCCGAGGCAAAGGCUGAGAAACUGGCCGCCGAGAUUGAAAAUAAUCCCACAUGCCGCGAGCGUCUGGAUCUGGAGAAUGGCGACGAAGAGGCGAUGUUCGCGGCUGUCGAGCGUCCAGCGGCACAAGUGCCCGACCAUGAGCUGGAGCAGCGUGAGCAACGUGACCGUAAUGAUCGCGACAGAGAACGCGAGAGGAACGAACGGGAGCGAGAGCGUGAGGAGCGCGAACGUGAACGGGAGCGGGAACGAGAACGUGACCGCGAUCGUGAUCGUGGCAACAAACCGCGUGGCGGAGGCGGAGGUGAUUAUCAGCUGCGCGAGACAAUGAGCAGCGAUCGCUACAUCACCAAGCAGACGAGGAACAACAAUGGGCCGCAAGCAUCGCAUGCUGGCAUGUCCUCGCAGUCACAAUCGCAGUCAUCGUCAUCGGUGGGUGGAGUACGCGAUCGCGACAAUCGCGGCGACAAUGCCGGCGGCAUUAUGAUGGGACAACAGCAAGGCAUGGGCCAAAGCGGAGGAGCUACGCCUGCUGUGCUCAUGCUCGCUGGCAGCCUGAAGAACACGGGACCGGCUUCGACGUCGGUCAACGCGUCCACGGACACCGCUGGCAACAAGUACGGUGGCGGACCAAUGAUGAAGCGCAAGCCGGUGCAGCAAGGCGGCAAGAUCAUGCGCAACAAUGCGCCCAACAGCGUGGGCGCUGGCAACGCCUCCAACAUGCCGCAGGGCAACAACGGCAACAAUGUGGGUGGCGGCAAGGGCGGCGGUGGCUAUCAGUCGCCCAUGGGUAUUCAGAAUCAGUACUCGUAUCAGAACAACUCACAGAUCAUCCACGGCUCCACGCAGUAUCGCAACCAGGGACAUUUGGGCGGCGCAUCCAAGCUGAACGGCGGCGACUCCGGCGCCAAUGCGGGCAAGCCGCUGCCUCAGCGUCAGAUGCGACAGUAUCAAGGAUCGCAGAGCAACUCGUCGCUCAACUAUGGCGGCGACUCGCAGCCGUUGGGCAAACCGAUUCAUAGUGGCCAUGGUGUGCAUGGUGGUCACAACAGCAACUCGCCGCCGUUGCAGACAGGUGGACCGCAACAGCAACAACAGCAGCAGCAGCCGCCACAGCAGCAGCAACAACAGGCGCAUCAAGGACAGGGACCGCAAGGACGUCAGGUGCGUACGGUUCAGGACACGAUGCAGAAGCUGCGUCAGUUCAAUCAGGACUUUCAACUGGCGCUCAGCAACACUUCGCCGCCACAGCAGCAGCAACAACAACAACAGCAGCAGCAGCAACAGCAGCCGCAGCAUUCGAUGCAGCGCAGCAACUUGCAGCAGUCGGUGUCGCCGCCUCAGCAGCAGCACCAACAACAGCAGCAGCAGGUGCAACAACAGCCACCACAGCAAUUGGUGGCCGUUCAUGUGGCGCCGCCGCAUCAUCACCAGCAGCAGCUGCCACCGCAGCAACACUAUGUGCCUCAGCAGCAACAACAGCCGCCGCCGCAGCAGCAGCAGCCACCACCACAGCAUGUGCAGCAUUUGCAGCAGCAAAAGGCGCCACAGCAGCAGCAACAACAGCAGCUGGUUGUGGACAAUCAGCAUCAUGUGUCCAAGCAGCAGCAGCAACAACAACAGCCAGCGCAGCUGGUGCAGGAGGCCACUCAGCCGACUCAAACCAUCUACCAUGUGAUGCAACCGCCGCCAGCUGGCGUGCAGCAGCCACAAACAUCGCCGGUGGUGAUCAGCUCGCCGGGUCCGUUGCUGGAUCCACAGCAACUGCCGCCACAGCCGCUGCAGGCGGCCACGCCCAAGCCGGAGGUCGCCACACCGUCGCCAAACAUUGUGGCAGCGGGUGCCAACAGCACUCCCACAGGCACGGGCGCCAUCAUCAGCACACCGACCACAGGAGGCGUCGUCCAGGCAGGUCCAGCAGCUGCUGCUGGCACAGCAGCAGACAAGUCGACUCCGGUGGUGGCCACAGGUGGCAGCAGCGUGCCAGCGCCAGGCAGUGGCACAGCCACCACAGCAGCAGCCGCCACAGCUGCUGGCACCGGCACAUCCACCACACCCGGCAGCGGCAGCACGCCAGUGGUUAAGAAGCCGCACGUGCUGAAUCCAUCGGCGAAGCCGUUCACCCCGCGCGGCCCGAGCACGCCGAACCCUUCGCGACCACACACACCACAGACCCCGGUGUCGAUGCACCAACUUCACUACGCGACUUCAAAUGCCAUUGUGCCAGCGACCAAUCCGCAGAUCUUUAUGGUGCCGCCAACAGCAUUCCAGCCAACCACACACCAGCCCCGACAGAGCGGUGUGCGUCGCAGCCAAUAUGGUCAAAUGGGUACAUCGCAAAUGCACGUGUCAGCGACGACGGCAACCGGACCACCCUUGAUGGCCGCCGCUCCGAUACAACAAUUCAUACAGUACCAGCAUCAUCCACAACAUUUCCAAUCGCAGUACGGGCUGCCGGUGCGCAUGUAUCAGGAUACGCAGCCGCAGCAGCUGCAGUUCUUGACGCAGCCGCCGCCAUCGACGACCCCGUCACCGGGACAGCCGCAUCCGACGUUCCAUCCGCCACCACAGCCAUCCCCUGCCGGCGGGGGACUGCAGCCGUCGGUGUUCACACCGCAAGCACAGCCAUACCAAUUGAUGUGUGUACAUCCUGGCCCGCAGAUCAUAUCCAAUACCUAUCCCAUACAUCCGCAGCAAAAUCCACCGUUCCAGAUGCUGAUGCAGCCGCAUAGCACGCAGUGAGUUGCUGUUGCUGCUGCUGCAGUGGAUCGUCGAUCGUCGAAAGAAAGCAUUCAGCAAAGCGGCUGCCGUCGUCAUCAUGGAAACAACAUUAACAACAACAUCAGCAUCAGCGUUUAAAUCUCCUCAUAGCCCCGCCCCUUCCUCAGCUCCGCUCAGUCGCAGCCUCUCAACCUCAGCAGCAGCAACAGCAAUGCCACAUCUAGAUCCAAACACACACCAGACACAACAACUUACACACAUUUGCAUCAACUUCUUAUUCACAACUGCAGAGAGGAGGAGAAGGAUUAUGGAUGAAAGCAAAAGGAGCAAGCUCCUUUGAGCACAGUUCAUUUCCUCCACUCUGUCCACUUUCAGGAUGCGUCUUUGUGCUCUGCUGAUGCGGCUGCUGUGGCAUGCCUCAUCCCACAUUCAUAAUCGCAAGUGAAACACCAAUAACAACCACAACAACAACAAAAAAACAACACCAACAACUAGGAAAUUAUAAAAUAUUAAAGAAAGCAAAGGGAAACUAGAAAAUUUGUCAAAUUGCCUGAAGUCUCAGAUGCGAUAAGAACAGCACUGAACGGUAACAACAACAACAGCAACAGAAAACAACCACAGCAAGAACACAUGUAAAAGAACAAAUGAAAGAAUACGGCUAACAACUGAAGAAAGUCGAAAGCGAUCGAAUGGUAUUACCUAUCUACGUAUAUCCAAAAUUCAAUUUGUGUUCGUGAAUCGCAGCGAAAUCAAGAAAAUUGAUUACAACAUGAAACUGUGCUGUAUAAGAGAAUAAACCGAAUCAAAUCAAAUAUUGAAUGAUUAUAAAACGCAUAAAAAUGGAGACAAAUCAUUAUGAAUUUUUGUAAAAAUUGCUUAAAGCGUAAAACACAAUUUCAAUUCACUUUGAUAUUUAAAUGAGGAUUACACGCAUAUUUGUUUUAGAUUAAAUCCAUCAUGAAACACUAAAAGUACAGAGAAUCAAUGAUAAUCCAAAAUCCAAAUCAUUCCAAAUUUGCAAUCAACAAAUCGAAUCACAAAUUUUCCCAAGAUCCAAGCAAAGUGUCGCAAGAAGGAACAAGAAAAGAGAACAAACUUAUUGUUCAGAUAUGAAAUAUACAUUAUUAAUUGGUUUCUUACAAACAAAAAAUGCUUAAGUUUCGGUAUUCGGUAUUAUUCACAUUGGGAUUGUCCAAUAACAAAUUUUGUAUUUUGUUGUACUAGAUAAUCCCAUUCUGAAUACUCAGCUACAUUUAACUUUGCUUGAUUGACGGAAAAGCGCAACCGAGGAAACGUGACAUGACGAAUGUGAAUUAAGGAGGAGGAGAGGGAGGAGCAAGAGUCGAUAGAUUAAUGUCCAAAAUUGUAGAAACUGAUUGAUUUUGUUGAAAUUUAAUUUUGUUUGCACUUCUGUAGCAUUCUUCUUAUAUCUCUAUAAAAAUC
Messenger RNA from Drosophila sulfurigaster albostrigata, 5885 nucleotides. Its product is annotated as ataxin-2 homolog. Gene Ontology annotation, molecular function: RNA binding. Lineage: Eukaryota; Metazoa; Arthropoda; Insecta; Diptera; Drosophilidae. The record is from RefSeq and is a predicted model, not a curated record. The transcript is spliced from 5 exons. Gene Ontology annotation, biological process: cytoplasmic stress granule assembly. Gene Ontology annotation, cellular component: cytoplasmic stress granule. Bases 1008 to 4463 code for a protein of 1151 amino acids.